AUGCCGGUUUUGAUGGUUUGUCUGGUUUGGUCACGGUGUGGCGAAAUGGCGCCUGUUUGUUUGGAGCGCCCUUCUCUCCCGCACACCUUCCUCUCUGCCCUUCUCUUCCUGCUGCUCGUCGCCCCUCCCAGCCUUCUGGUCUGCUCCUUCUCAUUGGAGAAUUCCCAGUUCCGGUACCAAGGCCGCACUUUCAGGACUUGGGGGGCUGUCAACGGUGUAGAAAAAGCGCCCCCGGAUGCUAAGAUCUGGGUCUACAGUAGGAUCAACAGCUCGUGGUUGCCCGUGGCUGACCUUAGGAGCAUUCUGCACGAGCAAGAACAGCAAGGGGCUUUCAAAAAGCGGGAGGUGGUAAAAGGGAAGAAGACGUCUCUAACUGAGGCGCCGCGGCUGGUCUCCCAUGCUCAUGACCCCAGCAACAGCUUUGGCAGCCUCGCCCGCUUCUCCGACGCGUCCCUUUGGGUGGCGGGCCCCAGCGGGAGCGUCUACGAGCGCUUCUGGAACGGCGCACAGUGGGUCUUCAUCCCGCACGACCUCCCCUCGGGGUCGGGCAAAGCGUCUGCACUUGCCGCCGUAAACCGCACCGUCAUUGCCACGUCAGAAAACGGGCAUGUGUAUCACAUGUACCAGAACUCGAAGCAGGCGCUUGUGUGGCGUUUCUGCGGGCCAAAGAAAGCGCAGGGUGACCGGGGCGAGUCGACGAAGUCAGCCGGGGGCCAACUAGAACGGGGCGAGAAAAAGCCAGCGGGGGGCCAACUAGAGCGCGAGGAAGCUGGUUCGAAGAAGUCGACAGGGGCCCAACUAGAGCGGGACGAAAAUGGAUCCAGAAAGCCGUCUGGGGGCCAACUAGAGCGGGACCAAACCUCGUCGAAGAAGCCGGGACAUCUAGAGCGGGACGAUGGGCACCUGGUGCGCGGCCCCGGGAUGCCAACGGGUGAGGGGGGCACCGUCUUCUUCACGACGCGGGAUGGCCGUCUUGCCGAGCUGUCAAACCUCUGGCCGAGCGCGGUCUGGGGGUACCACGGGGCACCACGAGAUGCUGACGUGGCGGCGAUCGCGGACGCUUGCCUGAUGCGUCCGAACUUCGUUCUGGUCGUCAGUUCUGCGGGGGAUUUGUACGAGUUGGAGUUGAGGCCGGCGCAUGUGUGGAGGAAGCACUCGCGGGCGGGGAGCGAGUUGGAGGACGUGCCGUUGCUGCCGGGAAGUGGGUUGGUCAUGCGCGGCGCGCAUGGAGUGUCGGUCUUUCUGCCAACUGCGGAUGGCAGGUUAGCUGAACGACGCCGGUCACGCAACGCCUGGAUGUGGCUCCUGCACAGCGGCCCCCCCGGUCUCGGCCUUUCGGUGCGCGGGCGGGGGCCUCUCGUCGUUCCGUACCAGGCGCUAAUGGCCCAAGGGGGCGCCCCGCCAACCGUUUCCCUCCACGUGGCAGACGUUGAUAAGGUCGACCCCGUGCUGUUCGCGACGGCCGAGGACGGGUCGGUGUGGGAGUACCAACCAAAGUUCAGCCUGCCCAAGGUAAAGAACACAAAGCCCCGGGCAUCAAAUUGGCGUACGGCUAAGAAGGACGGAAGCUCGUCCGGGGGUGACUCCGACCAGGGCACCUGGACCCCCCACGGCGAGGCAGGCUUUCCGAUCCAGCCGGGGGUGACCGGGAUCGAGCUGAGCAAGAAGCGGCUGGUGUUCAUGCUGGAGGACGGGCGGCUGAUUGAGCGCUUCUUGAGCGGGGCCCAGGUCAACGAAGGGUGGCCCAGCGACGCCUUUUGGAUCAUCGUGGAAGUCCCGGAGAGCGAGGGCGGGAACGCCGAGUACUGCUCCAAGGAGCGGGGGCCCUCAAAUUGCUUAGACGGGGUCAAAGGACGCCUGGUAAAGACCCCCCCGCCACAGCAGCGGCAGGCCGGGGGGGGCAGGCAGUCCCCCCAGAACGCGAAGAAACGGACGGACAUGCUCACUGGAACCGACGGGUCAGGGCCUGGGUUAGCGGCUGACCAGAGUGAGUUAGGGUCUGACGACCCGGAGUUAGAGUACGAUGAUGAGGACGAGGAAGAAGAUGAGGAAGUGGUUACGGAAAAGACGGGAGGGUUUGGGGGGCCGGUGGAAAGGGGUUGGGAAGAGAUUGGAGGGGGGGAGAAGGUGUGCCAGAGGGGCGAGCUGUCGGGCCGGGGGAUCCAGUGCAAGCGGGUUCCGAAAAGGGCCGAAUUCGAAGAAGUGUCCAUUUCCGCUAUGGGGGGGCUGGGAAGUGUCAACCAGGCCGGAGGAAGCACCCCCCCGAAACAGGCGUGGAAGGAUGCGUUCCAAUUGCGGAGCAAUCCGACUACUGGAACGGUAUACCUGGUCGGGAAAGAUGGGCGGAUUGCGGAAAAGCGAUGGAAGAACGGGGCGUGGAGUUGGAGGACAGAAGACGACCCACAGACCCAAACGGCCGCCCUCUCCGCUGCGUUCAACGGCUCACUAUUCACCGUCGAUGUUGCUGGCAACCUCUGGCUGCGGGAGCGCAUCUCGGGGGGGUGGAACUGGCAGGACGUCAGCCCCCCCAACGGGUCCGAAGUCAGGGGCGCUUUUCCGGUCGACUGGCCACCUGCGGCGAAUAAGAACAAGGAACAGCCGGAGGCGCCGCUGUACUUUGUCAGCGAAACCGGCAACCUUAUGGAGUUUGAGCUCGACGAGGGGGGGCCGCGUUGGCACGACGUGGGCACACCCUGGGCCGGAGUCUCCGUUGCCGGUAUCGCAGACCACGGGAAUCUGCGGGUCCGGAGCGUGUUUUGCGUUGGCACCGAUGCUCGGAUUUACCAGUUCAACCCGGUCGUUCGCAAGUGGCUCUUCUUCGGCCAACCCUCCUACAUCCAGCUCGCCCCCCAGCCCGGCGCCGUUCUCCGUCCCCCGGGCACCACCAAGGGCUCCCUUUUCCUGCGCUCGGAGAACCGGGGACUCGUCGAAAUCCUCUGGGGGGGUACCGCGUGGAGCUGGAACGAGCAUGGGCAGAUUCCGGGGCGGGCGGUAUUGGUUGCGGCGCCGGUCGGGCCGGCGGUUGCCCUUCCGGGGGGGGGCGUCUCGAUACUGGUUGUGGGCUCCAAUGGGGAGGUGUACGAGCGGCGGAAAGUUGAUGAGGGCUGGUCGUGGAUUAGCCACGGUUACCCGAACGUGGCUAAUCUGCCCGCCGACUCCGGCUGGCUGACCGCUUUCCAACGACGGGACACCGGUUCGUCAAAGUCCGUUGCGCGAACAAACGGAGCGGCGGACCCACUUCUUGACCCCGUAUGUAACCCAACGGUCGCGCCAUCCCGGCCCCUUUCCGUGAGCCCCACGUCCGCCGUCUACCUUCUCAGGGAUGGAAGGUUGGCCGAACUUCGAUUGAACCGGGACUCGUGGGUCUGGGUUGCUGUAGUAACAACGCCCUUUUCGACCUGCCCCGACCAAGCUCGAGAGAAAAGAUAAGAGAACUGUCCGUUGCUCCCGGUAAGCUACUGAGUUGUCUAGUUGCUUUUGAAGUGAAGGUAACUCGUAUAAGAGCAGAAGCCGUUAUAGUUUGGCUGCGUAGCUUAAUGCACACGGAUCAACGAUACUUGCGCUGAUAGCCAGGAAACCCCUCCUAACAUUGCACAAUUGCAUCCGAUGACUCAUCCUGGGAUAGAGCAUAGGGCUAGGUGCCCCAGGUCUGGUAUGCGCUGCUCCGGGGUGCGUUCCAUCUUAACCACACACGCUUCGUGUUAUUCGCGGAGCGUAGCACAGUUGUAAGACCAAAAAUCUGAUUACUGAAAGCCAGGUACAAAACAAUAAAACACUAGUCAAGUGGCGACGCUAACAGAACAGUCACGCCUUGUAAGCUGUUCGGCGAAGUCCGUCUUCUGUCCGUUCCAAUUGCCGC
Klebsormidium nitens is the source of this 3859-nucleotide messenger RNA. NCBI's taxonomy places the organism in Eukaryota, Viridiplantae, Streptophyta, Klebsormidiophyceae, Klebsormidiales, Klebsormidiaceae. The record is from the annotation of a GenBank genome assembly.